Messenger RNA from Alnus glutinosa, 1578 nucleotides. RefSeq lists its product as uncharacterized. The transcript has 5 exons. Lineage: Eukaryota; Viridiplantae; Streptophyta; Magnoliopsida; Fagales; Betulaceae. The coding region runs from base 56 to 1477 and encodes 473 amino acids. The record is from RefSeq and is a predicted model, not a curated record.
GCAUCCGUUCACGGCCGCCAACGGUAAAACGUAUAUUCCCGCUGCCUGUCACACAAUGUCUAGAGAGGACAAAGAAAAUUUUCUGAAGGUUCUUCGAAAUGUUAGGGUCCCGGACGGAUACGCUUCGAACAUUUCACGAUGUGUUCGGCUCAAGGACCGUACAAUUUCUGGCUUGAAGAGCCAUGAUAGCCACAUACUGAUGCAACAGCUUCUUCCAAUUGCACUGCGUAAGUCAUUGCCUGAUAAAGUGGUUAGACCUCUUGUGGAGAUUUCUGCAUUUUUUAGAGGCAUAUGCUCAACAAAGCUAUCACAAGAAGAUAUGGACCGACUGCAGGGUGACGUCUGUAUCACUUUGUGCAAGCUAGAACAGAUAUUCCCUCCAGGGUUUUUUACCAGCAUGGUCCACUUGGUUGUGCAUCUUGUGCGCGAGUGUAGACUAGGCGGACCCGUGCAGUAUAGAUGGAUGUACCCGGCAGAGAGGAGUCUGGGGAAUUUCAAAAAUAAUGUGCGCAAUAAAGCAGCUCCUGAGGGGUGCAUUGCGGAGGGGUACAUAGCGACCGAGCUGGUAACGUUCUGUUCAAGGUAUCUGAAUAACGCACCAACAUUCCACAACAGACCUCAGAGGAAUCCUGAUGGAUCCAAGGGAGCGGGCACGCGUGUUACCAUGAACCGGUUGAUAAUGCACCAGAUUCAUCGUUAUAUUGUGUUCAACUCUGAAGAGUUUCACAAUUUGCGGACGAUGCACAAAGACGCGCUUAGGCGAUCAUGCACUAGGGGUCGCAUUACGGAGGCUCUUAUUGAAGCACAACAUCAUGAGCAGUUCUGCGAAUGGUACCGUGCAUAUGUCGAUGGCCUGGACGAUCAACGUAGGGAGGAAUUGGGCCACAAGUUGGUUAUGCGUUGUAGAGGGCUAAAGGAGACAGCGGUGAAGUACAACAGGUACGUGGUAAAUGGAAAAUUAUUUCGCACGCUUGCUCAUGAUGUGGGAAGGAGGACUCAGAAUAGCGGCGUCUGUGUUCCUACCGUUGAAGGCGAAACGUACUACGGACAGUUAACCGAUAUAUUUGAGGUCGAGUACUAUGACAGGACUACGUACGUCUUAUUUAAGUGCAAUUGGGCAGACCCCACAAUGGACAGAGGAUUCACAAUAGACGAGUAUGGCCUAGUGUUUGUCAACUUCAAUCACCUCGUCCACAGGGGAGAACAGAUUCAGGACGAGCCGUACGUGCUUACAUCUCAGGUGGAUCAAGUAUUCUACGUAGAAGAUGGAAGGAACCCAAAUUGGGUUUGUGCGGUUAGGACCAAACCGCGCAACGUGUACGACGUUGGACAGGGGGAUGGGAGUAAUGAGGAUGGUACAACCUACCAUGAGUGCGUACCGCUCGUACUAGCCACUGCUGACCUACCAGAUACGAAUGACGAAUUCGAGUACGACAGGCCCGACGUAGAUCCUAUUGAAGCUCCCGUGAUACAAUGAUUGAUGUAUUUGUUGUAUUGAUGGACCAGAGACCCCCUCAUUAUGCGUAUCGGGCACCUAGCCCACCCGUGCCCCCCAUGACCACGCCCACUGUUUCGACG